This is a messenger RNA of Acytostelium subglobosum LB1, 1350 nucleotides long. RefSeq lists its product as hypothetical. The record is from RefSeq and is a predicted model, not a curated record. The transcript has 4 exons. NCBI's taxonomy places the organism in Eukaryota, Evosea, Eumycetozoa, Acytosteliales, Acytosteliaceae. The annotation marks the transcript as partial. Gene Ontology annotation, biological process: mRNA splicing, via spliceosome. Gene Ontology annotation, cellular component: U2-type spliceosomal complex.
UCAUCAUUCCUUUCUAAAAAGAGCUGGCAUAUUACUACCAUGCGUAUGCAGGAGAAAAUAUGGAGAGCUGAACAAAAGGAUGAGGAUGAGAAGAAGAAGAUUGAACAGUUGAAGAAGGAGAGAAUGGAGGAGGACCAGCUACAUGAGUUGAAACAGUUGAAUGCUUUGAACACUGGAAAGGCAAAGACUGAGAGGAUUGAUUGGAUGUAUGAAGGUGCAUUCACAUUGCAACAGAAUAUGUUGCAGAGAGCCAAUGACUAUCUGUUGGGCAAGAAGAAAUUUGAAGACAGUCAAGACAAUCAGAUGAAGCUGUUGAAGAAUGUACCCGGUGCAUUGUUCAUGCCAAAGUCUGCACAGACAUCAGAUUCCAUACAGGAGGUCAGGAGUAAACUCAGAGAGGAUCCACAAGAGUUGAUAAUGAGGAAGCAGAGAGAAGCAAGAGAGAAGAUAUUGCACAAUCCAGUGGAGAUGAAGAAGUUGGAGAAAGAGAAACAACAUGAUUUGGACAAGAUUAUGAAGAAACUAAAGAAGAAGGAAAGGAAGGAAGAGAAGAAGGAGAAGAAAGAGGAAAAGAAGAAGAGGAAAGAGGAGAAGAGGAAGAAAGAAUCAGACAACAAAACAAUGGACAAUGGAGUUGAGAACAAGCAUCAUAGAUCAAAUGACGACGAAAGAAAACCAGAGUCAAGAUUGGAUCGAAAGGAACAUGGUCAAGACGAUGAAAGGAGAACUCAGGAUUCAAGAGACGAGAGAAGGGACGACCGAGACAGAAGAGACGACCGAGAUAGAGUAGAUAGAGAUAGAAGAUAUGAUGACAGAGAUAGAAGGGACGACCGAGACAGAAGAGACGACCGAGAUAGAAGGGAUGACAGAGAUGUAUAUAGACGCGAUGAUAGAGAUAGGAACAUUGAUCACAGAGAUCGAGGAGAAAGAAGACAUCAUGAUGAUAGAGAUAGAAGGGAUGAUAGAGGUGGAUAUAGACGCGACGAUAGAGAUUCUUACAACAGAAGAGACUACAACAGGAGAGAGGAUAGUAGAGAUAAUCAACACCAAAAGAGAGACCGUGAUGAAGAGGACUCUAGAUCAUCAAACAAGAAGAUUAGACCAACUGGAAUGUCCGAAGAAGAAAGAGCAAAGAAACUGGAAGAAAUGCGACAGGAUGCACUAAAUAGAGAGAAUGAGAGAAAGACAGUAAUCACAACUCAGAAGGAAGAAGAAGUAGCAACGCCGGCUGUACCAAAGUCACUGGAAGACAGAGGUGCAACCUUCUUUGACACAAUCAACAAGGAUGUAUACGGAGACUCGUCCUCAUUGGAGGAUCGCAUGCGACGAAACAAGUUUUAUCUUAGUAAA